Molecule: messenger RNA, 1146 nt
Organism: Rhodotorula toruloides NP11
Lineage: Eukaryota; Fungi; Basidiomycota; Microbotryomycetes; Sporidiobolales; Sporidiobolaceae
Exons: 4
Coding region: 1-1146 (381 amino acids)
Source: RefSeq, a predicted model, not a curated record
AUGGGCAACGUCCGCCUGCUGUUCUGGGGCGUGCUGCUGGGUCUGCUAUCCGCUCUGUACACUCGACUACCACACUACAUCCCCGCCUUGUCCGGCCGACUCCCCUUCCUCCCGACAGAACACCGCGACCUCCUCACCUCUCCCUCGGGCAAGUUGUGGGCGGAGACGCUGCAUCGGUACCAAGCGAGCGUACCUGUCUCGCCCAACCACGAGCAUUCGAAGCAGGCGGACUGGGAGGCAGAGUUGGAGAGGCAGUUGCGCUUUGGGAGCAAGGAGGGAGGGAGGGAACUCGAGAAGGAGUACAAGCGGCAGCUGAGGGAGGUUGAGCGUCGCGCGGAGCAUGCGGGCGCGGAGAACCUCGUCAGGGAGGUGCUGCCCGUCUACUUCGUCGAGCAUGGAGAAGAGGUCGAUGAGGGCGUGCUUGCGGCAGUCGGCGCCGAGAUCAACUCGCUGCAGCCGCAGACUAUCAUACUCCUCGCGCCUCACGACACCUCUGCCUCGCGCCUCCUCGUCUCCACCGCGUCUACCAUCUCCUCCGCCUACUCGCCCGUCCUCUCCUUUACCGGUUCCCCCCGAGUCGCCUCGCAACUUAUCCGCGCCUUCGCCCACACGCCCCCUCUCGGCGUCCCAGCAGCCGGCUCGACCCUGCCCACCCUCUCUCCCCGCUCCGCCCGCGUCCUAUCAGCAAUGCACCUCGAUCCCGAGGUCGAACUCGUACAGGUUCUCUUGCCCGUGAUGCUGGAGAAGGAAGCGAGGUGGGGAGCGGAGAAGUGGUGGGAUGCUGGCAGAGCGAUCCAUGAUUACUUGCAUGAGAAGGAGAAGGACUUGCAGCAGGUUGUUGGAGCGGGCAAGUACAAGAGGGAGUACAAGAACAUCGUCGUGAUUGCGCUGGGGUCCGCAGCGCCAAAGAACCCCUCCCCUUCUUUCCGCGCCCUCCUGUCCUCCGCCCUCGCACACCACACCUCGCACGCGCGCGAACUCUCCCUCCACUCGCUCUACUCCAGCUCGAGCGGCUCGAAGCCCCGCAAAGCCGUCCGAGGGGAGGCCGUCGGGUUGUAUACGGCUGUGGCGGCGGCGGGAGAAGGAGAGGGCGAGAUGCUCGGCAGGGGAGAGGUUUGGAGAUUGGGGCAUUUGCCGAUUCGAUAG